UCUGUUCGGGUUGUUGAUGUCUUUGGCCGUUGGAGUGGUUUCAAGUUCCAAAAGCAUGGGUUACGAUGAAAAAACCAAUGAGGGCGAGGAGCACAGUGAAGCUUCUAAAACACAGACAACAGCAAAAACAGCUACAGGUGAAGAAAAUGCAGCCGCAGGUGCCCCAGGAGGGCUGGUACGGCGAAUGAGUGAGAGUUCUAUCUAUGCAACUGAUCAGGAGGAAGAAGAUGACGAAGGAAGGAAGAUAGAGUUGGGUCCCCAGUACACGCUGAAGGAACAAUUCGAGAAGGAUAAGGAUGAUGAGAGCUUGAGGAGAUGGAAGGAACAGCUUCUUGGGAGUGUAGACUUCAAUUCUGUUGUAGAAACUCUAGAGCCAGAAGUUAAGAUCCUGAGCCUCGCAAUCAAGUCCCCUGGAAGAGCUGAUAUCUUUCUUCCCAUUCCCGAGAAUGGAAACCCCAAGGGCUUGUGGUUUACUCUGAAAGAAGGAAGCCGUUACAACCUGGACUUCACUUUUCAGGUCAGCAACAACAUUGUUUCAGGUCUCAAGUACACUAACACUGUGUGGAAAACUAACAUCAAGGUGGACAGCUCAAAAGAGAUGCUUGGAACCUUCAGUCCCCAGGCAGAGCCUUAUACACAUGAGAUGCCUGAAGAGACUACACCGUCUGGCAUAUUUGCCAGAGGAUCGUACUCAGCUAGAAGUAAGUUUGUUGAUGACGACAACAAGUGCUACUUGGAGAUCAAUUACAUAUUUGAUAUCCGUAAGGAUUGGCAGUUGGUUUAGACUGGGAAGUCUCCUUUCAGUGUUUCUGUUUUCACUACCUGUUAAUUGGUUUUCUAAGCAUUAAUCUACUUCAGUGUUGACAUGUCUCAUUUCCAGUAUCGUAUCUAUUUUCAAUCCUGUCCUAGAUUAGCACCUAAACAAUGAAGA
Corylus avellana is the source of this 931-nucleotide messenger RNA. Its product is annotated as Immunoglobulin E-set superfamily protein. The record is from RefSeq and is a predicted model, not a curated record. Gene Ontology annotation, cellular component: cytoplasm; cytosol; membrane. Lineage: Eukaryota; Viridiplantae; Streptophyta; Magnoliopsida; Fagales; Betulaceae. Gene Ontology annotation, biological process: Rho protein signal transduction. Gene Ontology annotation, molecular function: protein binding; Rho GDP-dissociation inhibitor activity.